GAGGGACAUACUCACUGCUGCUCAUCAUAGGACUUGAAAAUGGAAGAAUCGUGGCAGCGACGGCGAUGGUCACGGAGCUGAGGUGCCUCUUUCCAUGCCAACCGACAGGGAUAUGGAGGGGGCUCUUCUCUUGUCUACCAGUGGCUGAACAGGCGGCUGGUGUCUCAUCUAAUUUCCAGAACAGCCCGUCCGAAUCACAAUCGAGAGACUCCUGCAGCAGUAGUGCAUCUGGAACGUAGAAUCACGUCGAUUGAUUUCUUCAUGGGGCUUUUUUUGAAUAGCAAUUGCAGGCCAACCAUCCACAAUACUCCAAAAUGCGAACACGAGCGUCUGCACCGCCGAAGCAGGCCGUCUCCGAGCAACAGCCUCCAGCACUCAGGACUGCAGAGAAACCAAGCAAGAUCUUCAUAUUGCCCAAAGCUGCGAGCAGCAAUGCACGGUUUUUGAUGUUGCCGAAUCCGCGAACAGAGCUGCUUAGUCGGUAUUUUUUCUGUCCAGAACUCGGGGUGUUUGAGUUCACAGUCAUCGCACCGCCGCCCCAUGCGCAACGCAGCGUCCUGUUCACGACUCCUUCCGAGAAGGAAACAGCAAAUUCUAAAGAGGACACAAAGCCAGGAUGUGCAUCCAUCACGAAGAAUGCCCAGUUGCUAGUUGCGACGCCAGUCGACAUCAUAUUCUUCAUGAUUCCUAUCCUACGAGCUGCGUCCCAAUCGGGUCAUACCAAGGGGCUGUACCAACCUCUCGACGAUAUCAUUGAUUCUCAGGAUGAGAUGGCCAAGCAUCUCAGAUACGUUUUGAAUGAUCCAAUCUUCCGAGGGAGUCUACAAUCGCGGGUGGAGGCUAUCUGUGAUAGUGUCGAAGCAGGCGAUGAGAAGAUGCUGCGGUUCAGCGAGGAGAAGCUCAUGGCGGAGCUGAUCUCGAAGGCAGAGCGCACUGUUGCCCAGGGCCUUCCGGUAAGCAUGGAAGACCGGUUUAUCCGUCAAGCGCUGGCUACUCCGUUGAUGGCUGUGAAACGGGACGAGCCCGUGACUACUGUAACCGAAGCCGAGGUGCAAUCCUCGGAGGAAUCCGAAACACGAUCAACAACAACAACAGCUAGUUCUGCGACGACCCAAAUAACCUCAGAUCAGUCGACUCCGACGCCGAACCCGGAAUCGGCUCCCGAUGUGCCAUCGACCCCGGAGCAUAUCACCCGGUUGCUAAGGCUCUCCACGGCCCUAUCGUUCAUGAAGGAAUCAUAUAUUGCAGGGGAUCUCUGCACCCGGCUAGACGAGAUGCUUGCCUCUACGCAAAGUCCUAUCGAUCUCAAGCCCUUAACAGAGCACCUGCAGCAUGUUGCCGAGCUACGCGCCAAGGCCCUUUCAUCUCGCACCUUGACGGAUUUCACCCGCAAAAGGGGGCUGGAGGACGAAGAAGCCGCCGAGUCACGGGCAGAGAAGAAGCGCCGGAUGGAAGAGGAAGAGAAGAAGAAGAAGGCUGGGGAGUCGCGUGCCGUGCGGGAUCUGAAAAAGGUGAACACCAGCGGCAUGAAGAAGAUGAGUGCCUUCUUCUCCAAAGCUGCACUGGCGCCCUGCGACCAAGUUCAGGACAGCCGCGAAGGCUACACUUCUAUCAGACCAGGUCAAUCGACCGGAUUCCUACGAACGCGCAGCGUAUCAAAGACCAAUUGCAACCACCGAUCGAUCUGGGUUCAGGGAAUGCACUGAUCUGCCGUGUCCAUGAUAGAAGGCUAUACAUAGGAUAUAUAGGGAGCUUCUGGAAGACAGUGUCGUACUAUGAAGAC
Penicilliopsis zonata CBS 506.65 is the source of this 1783-nucleotide messenger RNA. RefSeq lists its product as hypothetical. The record is from RefSeq and is a predicted model, not a curated record. The coding region runs from base 315 to 1706 and encodes 463 amino acids. Gene Ontology annotation, cellular component: nucleoplasm; ribonuclease H2 complex. Lineage: Eukaryota; Fungi; Ascomycota; Eurotiomycetes; Eurotiales; Aspergillaceae. Gene Ontology annotation, biological process: RNA catabolic process; ribonucleotide metabolic process. The transcript has 3 exons.